Ciona intestinalis (vase tunicate) is the source of this 1803-nucleotide messenger RNA. Its product is annotated as PWWP domain-containing protein 2A. The record is from RefSeq and is a predicted model, not a curated record. NCBI's taxonomy places the organism in Eukaryota, Metazoa, Chordata, Ascidiacea, Phlebobranchia, Cionidae. Gene Ontology annotation, molecular function: chromatin binding. Gene Ontology annotation, cellular component: nucleus; chromocenter.
UAUUUAGUAGGCAAUGUAGGCUAUAUUAUGCAAGUACGACGUAUUUAAUUCAGUUGUGUCCAAAAUGACGAUACUUCAGCGUCAAUUUCAUUUGUAGCCGCAGUUACGAUGAUUAUAACUGAUUUAAAAGAUGCCCCCAAAACGAAAAACUCGACAAAACUUAAAGAAAGGAGACAAUGUUGUUGUUACCAUCGAAGAUGCAAUUGCAGAUUGUUUAAUCGUUUCAUUCAUUUUUCAGAACAAACGCUUUUCUGGUGCAUUAAUGGAUACAACAAAAAGUGGCGGACCAUAUGGUGUACAAGAAGACCCAACCAAAUCUGAAGAUGAACUGAAAGUUGAAACACGCGGGUCGCAAAAUCCAGCCACACAAAAAUACAAUCAUAAAGCUCCGUUCCCUCCAGCUCUUGAAACACGGAAAUCCUAUAAAUUUGAUGUUCCCCAACCUCCUAUGAGAAGCAUUUUUAGAAGAGCACGCAGGUCUCGCCGAAAAGCAAAAUUAAAUUUGUUACAGAGUGGUAAACGUAACAUUAUUCGACCACGAGGCUGGAAAUUUUUGUCCCACAGUGCGUCAUGUCAGUGCACUGAAUGUGUCCAAGGCGUGCAAGCCGGAAAAGAUGAGCCCACUAGCUCAAGUAAACGCCGGUUACAACCACCCUCAGAAAAUGAACCCUCAAAUUCAAAAACAAAACGUAUAAAGUUUCAAGAUGAUACGCCAUCUACCACAUCAGAUGAAGACAGUGACACUAAACCUCACAACCUUGUUAUUGAAAAGUUAGAAUCUCCAUUAAAAACAUUACUUCCAAGAAAACCACAGAAACAAAAAGAAAUAAUGGAAAGAAGCCCAAUGAUUAAAAUAACAUUCAAGUCCCCAGGAGGCCAGGGCAGAGUUUUUAAAAUUCCUUCACGUUUACAUCAUUCUCCUGUUAAAAACGAAAAUACCGAAACCAAAAAGUUAGAGAAAGUCUCCUUUUCGAAACAAGGAAGAGCUUUAAAGGCUUUAAAAAGAGCAAAAAAUCAAACUCAUGUGAAAACAGAAGGUGAAAAAUCUGGGGGUAAACAAUCAGAAAAGGACAAAUGUCAUUUACGUGUCAUACUGGAGCCAAUAGACAAGAAAAACAGCAUGGCACAAAAAACAAACAAAGCUGUGAUUUCAUCCGCUGUAGAUAUGUACGACCCUGUUAACCUUGUUGAGGUGAAAGAGCAACGAAAAAUAUCAAAACAUCCAAUCAAUGCUGGCCAAAGUGAUCCACAAACUCAUAGCAUUAAUGUUACAAGUUGCAAAGCCCCAAAUGGAGUUUUUACCCAGGGUGACGUAGUGUGGGGUAAACUGCGGGGCUAUCCGUGGUGGCCCAGCAAAAUCACAAAACUAACAACAACAAAAAUUGAUGGUAAAAUUCUCCAGCAGCAUGCAGAAGUUGGAUGGUUUCAAUGUAGAACCAGAUCUGUCAUCCCAAUUCGUAAUGUGCAAUUAUUUCAAAAGCAUUUUCAUGAUCGGUUUGAAAAAAGGCGGAAAGGAGGGUAUCAAAAAGCUGUUGCUGCCGCUCACGAGGCAUUGAAAGAAAUAUCUCCAGAAGUCAGAAAACUAAUUUCGCAAUUUGAGACCUAAAACUGUAUUUGCUUGUGAUGUUAUUUUUAUUGCAUUUUGUGGUUGCAACAUCUGAAAUUUCAAUAUUUUCUUUUCGUAUAUUUGUUUUAACAAUGUAACAGUGCUGUUUUAAAAACAACUUUUAAUAUUUGUCAAAACUUGGCAAAGUAUUGAUGUACUGCGAAUUAAAUUUCAUUUCAUCUGUAACGCCGAAGCAA